AGGAGGCGGCGGCGCCAGAGAUGGCAGUGGACAAGAGGAGGGGGCUCCGCGGCGGGAGCCCAGUGGAGUGGGGACCGCGGGUCUUACUGCUGCUGCUGCUGCUGGGCGGCUGCUCGGGCCGCAUCCACCGUCUGGCGCUCACGGGGGAGAAGCGAGCUGACAUCCAACUCAACAAUUUUGGCUUCUAUACAAAUGGCUCUCUAGAAGUGGAGUUGAGCCUCCUAAGGCUGGGCACCCAAGAAGCACAAGAGAAGGCGUCACAGGUGGGGUUCAGCCUCAGCCGCAUCCGAUCUGGCAGUGUUCACUCCUACUCGACCCGGAAUCCCCACGAAUGCCCUCUGCAGAAAAACAGCAGCAGCUUCCUGGUGGUGUUCCUCAUCAACUUCAAGGACCUGCAGGUCCAGGUGAAAAAGUAUGGGGAGCAGAAAGAACUGUUCAUUUCUCCUGGGCUCCUCCCGGAAGUUCCUUCCAAGCCAGGCCUCCCAAAGCCAGAGCCUACAGACAUCCCCAAGGUGGACAGUGGAGUCCCCCCAGUCAACAAGGACAAGGAAAAGCCUGGAGUGUCUCAGGUGCCCAGUGGGAAGGACAAGGAGAUGGUGUUGGGCUUGAACCAUUUCAAUGACUCAUAUAACUUCAGUUUCCAUGUAGUGAUCGGCUCCAGGGCAGAGGAAGGGCAGUAUAGCCUCAACUUCCAUAACUGCUACAAUUCCAUACCUGGCCAGGAGCGUCCAUUUGACCUUACGGUGAUGAUCCGAGAGAAAAAUCCAGAGGGCUUCCUGUCAGCAGCGGAAAUUCCCCUCUUCAAGCUCUAUCUGAUCAUGUCUGUCUGCUUCCUAGCCGCAGGGAUCUCAUGGGUGUCACUUCUCUGCAGGAACACGUACAGUGUCUUUAAGAUCCACUGGCUCAUGGCGGCUCUUGCAUUCACUAAGAGUGUCUCACUACUCUUCCACAGUAUCAAUUACUACUUCAUCAAUAGCCAAGGCCACCCCAUCGAAGGUCUCGCUGUCAUGCACUACAUCACCCACCUUCUGAAAGGUGCCCUCCUCUUCAUCACCAUUGCCUUGAUCGGUUCUGGCUGGGCCUUUGUGAAGUAUGUGCUCUCUGACAAGGAGAAGAAGAUUUUUGGAAUUGUAAUUCCCCUGCAGGUCCUGGCCAACGUGGCGUACAUAGUGAUCGAGUCCCGCGAGGAAGGAGCCAGCGACUAUGGGCUCUGGAAGGAGAUUCUGUUCCUUGUGGAUCUCAUCUGCUGUGGUGCCAUCCUCUUCCCAGUUGUCUGGUCUAUCCGGCACCUUCAGGACGCAUCUGGCACAGAUGGGAAGGUGGCAGUGAACCUUGCCAAGCUGAAACUGUUCCGGCAUUACUACAUCAUGGUCAUCUGCUACAUCUACUUCACCCGCAUCCUUGCUAUCCUGCUGCGUGUGGCCGUCCCUUUCCAGUGGCAGUGGCUGUACCAGCUCUUGGUGGAAAGUUCCACUCUGGCCUUCUUUGUGCUCACUGGCUACAAGUUCCAGCCUGCGGGGGAUAACCCGUACCUGCAGCUGCCCCAGGAGGACGAGGAGGAUGUGCAGAUGGAGCAAGUAAUGACAGACUCUGGCUUCCGGGAAGGCCUGUCCAAAGUCAACAAGACAGCCAGCGGGCGAGAGCAGUUAUGAGUCCCCCAGACCAGCCAGCCAUGCUCAGUCCUUCUCCACCCCACAUUCCAGCGCUUCUCCCUCGGGUUGCAGGGAGACCAGGCCGGUCCACAAAGCCGACUACAUGCUGCCCAUUCAGAAGAGAGUGGAGAGUGGGCCCUUACUCAUGGGGGAAGGGGGAAUGGAGGGGAAGGAGACACCCCAACUUCCUGCGGUACCAUAGCAGCCAAUCUGGAGUUUUCAUUAUCUAGUUUCUUGCCUGUCAGGGACUCGAGGCCUAAAGUGAGGCUGUUGAGAAACCUGAAUUCAAAGCUGAGUAAAGUGGCACACCUGUCAUGCCAGCACACUCAGGAGGCCCAGGCAGGAAGAUUGGGAGUUCAAGGCCAGCCUGGGCUACAUGAAACCUUGCUCCAAAAAAAAAAAGCAAAGUCAUCUGGAUUUAGUGGCGAGGUGGUAGUCUUCCUUUUUUUUUUUUACAUUCAAUAAAUAUUGAGCAACCAC
Molecule: messenger RNA, 2132 nt
Organism: Jaculus jaculus (lesser Egyptian jerboa)
Lineage: Eukaryota; Metazoa; Chordata; Mammalia; Rodentia; Dipodidae
Gene: Gpr108
Product: G protein-coupled receptor 108
Exons: 18
Coding region: 21-1652 (543 amino acids)
Biological process (GO): transport
Cellular component (GO): Golgi apparatus; membrane
Source: RefSeq, a predicted model, not a curated record